UCAAUGUAAAGGGAAAAAAAGAAAAUAAUGAUAUUCAUGAUAUAGUACAACAUUCAGCUAUGAAUAUUUUCCUUUCCAAAUAAUGUAAAUAUUGAAUAGAGCUCCAACCCCAAUUCACAAUAUUACUGUAUUAACAGUAUGGGAAAAGAGAAACAGUGGAGACAGAGGUGUGAGAGCUAAAUAUCUGUCCUUAUCUUUUUCUAAGCAGAAGCUAAUAGAUAAUAUCUACAAUCACUGAAGCAACAGUGUUACACACUUACUCUUUAGAAUUUUGGAAUUAAGUAAGUGCCAGAAGAAACAGCAAAUUCAAUCUAAAUCGGCACCCUUCCAGAAGAAAGGAAGGAGGCCUGAGGGUGUGUGGAUGGGGAACUCUUUAUGCUGUUACAGUCCCCUAGCUCCAUUUGACUUUCCAAACUAUGUGCGGGUAUUAUUUUGAGAAGAAUUAUGUUUUUAAAUCCAAGUUUUAUCAGGUCUUAGUAAAGUUCUAUGAAAUGUCAUUUUGCUGGUGGAAUCUUGUUUUGUUAUAUAAGAGCAUUUCAAGAAAUUUGAGACAAAUUAUAGAAUUAUCUUGAGAAAUAUUAAAAUGAUAUUGGCUAGGAGAAUCAUUGAAUUAUGGGUAUUGCUCAGAGAAAGCUCCCUGGAAGAAGUGGCUCAUAGGCAGGAAUGAUGUAUGUUACACAGAAAAAGGCCACAGGCAAAACCUUUUGAGGAAAGAAUGUGAAAAUUAAACCAGGGGUUUGAUUUCCCAAGGCUAUCACUCUGCCUCUUAAAUGUUCCACCAAGAAUGGCUAUUCUUACAUCUCCCCAGAGUUCCCUUGAGCUCUUCUGGAUGAUACUGGCAGAGGUAUGAAAGGCAUUUUUUUCUUAGGUUGAUGGAUUUAUAAUCAAGGUAGAAAUACUUGCUCAAAAUUAUCUGAAAUGCAUCACAUAUCCAUUCAUUCAUCAACUCAAAACAUAUUUACUGAUACCUGCUAUGUGUCAGAUCCAGUGCCAGGCAGUGGGGAUGUAAUAAAAAUGACAAAGAUCUCUGGCCAAAGGACAACAGCUUAGGAAAUGAGAUUCCUACAGCAACUGGCAGGACUGUCUGCUGCACCCACCAAACCAUCCCAUCCUGUGCAUCUUAGACUGUCAACUGCUUCCUCAGCCUCGGAAUGUGAACCCCAGCAGACGCCCAGGCCAGGAAGCACAGGAAGCGUACUUUAACCGUGAUUAAUGUGGAGGGUGCAUAAAAGACAAAUUGAUGCUUCCAACAGGAAAACUAAGAUGUGUUUGUGAGGACGUAUAGCUAAAAUAAAAAAGAUAGCAUUUAAUCUAAACCAUUUCCUGUCACUUGGAAUUCUUUUUUAAAAAUUGGCCGCCUUAUCAUUUUCUUAGUCACCUUUUCUCUAGGCUUAUUGGAGGCGUAGUCCCUCCUAGCAACCUCCCAUCUGCUAGAAAAGAGAAUCAAGAGAAUGAAAAGCAAUGAUGACACAUCCAUCACUGGGUGAAAAUAUUAGGAGAAAAGCAAUAAAUGUACUACUAUUUGCAUAAAACCUAUUAAUGCCUUCUUCAGACUAAUAAAAUGAAAUUUACAUCACCGAGAGCAGCUGUGAUCCACUGUUUCUAGUAAUCAGGGGUAUUUGAAACAGUCUGCAGACCAUUGCUACUCGUAAUUGCCAAGCAACAACCUUGACUUUAGUUCUCUCCAAGUAAAAUACUCUCAUUAUUGGCCAGAAAGAGAUUCAUCUACUGGGCUCCUCUUUGCUCAAAAGACUGUGUUCUUGUGUUCUUGUUUUUCUCACGCUGGUGAAGAUCCAUGACAUUUCAAAUCUUUUUUUUUUUUUUAAUUAAUCAAAACCAGUGCCUUUUCUAUUUUUUCCUAAGGGCAAUCUGAAACCAUUUUGAGAGGUAAAAUCUCAGUCAGGACCUUCCCCUCCGGUGUUCCGGUCCCAGGUUAACUCGAGCCUUUACAAUGGCCAGGCAAAAUGACCCUCUGUCCAGCUUUGCUCCACAUGUAAACAGAGAAAGGGAGAGGUUCCUAGAGCCUAGUGGUUCGCUGCGAGGGCAGCGAGGGAGCCGCCGCAGAGACUGGAAGGGGAUCCUCCGGAAUUGGGAGGGGAGACACGGAAAGAAAGGUGGAGAAGAGAAAUCAUGUGUGUCCCUCUAGUGUACAACCCUCAUUUGAGUGACAAAUGACGAGGACAACCUAUAAAAAACAAGUAAGCGCUAAAGCUACCCACAUCCAUCUCCCUCUGUGCGUGUGCGUUUUCAACUAACUUUGCGAACUCCUAGACCCGGCGUCGCGCCCCGCGCAACCUCGCCUCCACCUUGGUUUCCCGCGCCCUUCCUGCCCUCUUCGGUACCUCCUUUUCCUCCAGGCGAAGGAUGGAGGAUCCUUUCAGCCCCUCAACUUCCUCGUCGCCGGCGCCCAACCUCUCCGAAACCAUCUCGCUGAGCUGGGGUCUCAACUUGACUUCUGAACAGGGAUCCCCCGUCCCGGGACCACCGCCGCCGCCACCCGGGCCGCCCAGCCGCCGCGUCCGCCUGGUCUUCCUGGGGGUCAUCCUGGUGGUGGCGGUGGCCGGCAACGCCACGGUGCUAUGCCGCCUGUGCGGCGGUGGCGGGCCUUGGGCAGGUCCCAAGCGUCGCAAGAUGGACUUCCUGCUGGUGCAGCUGGCCCUGGCCGACCUGUACGCGUGUGGGGGCACUGCGCUGUCGCAGCUGGCCUGGGAACUGUGGGGGCCGCGCCGGGCCGCGGGCGACCUGGCUUGCCGCUUUGUGCAGCUGCUGCGGGCGUCGGGCCGAAGCGCCUCCGCCCACCUCGUGGCGCUCAUCGCGCUAGAGCGCCAGCGCGCCGUGCGCCGUCCACAGGGCCUGCCGCUGCCCGCGCGCGCCCUCACUGCCCUGGGCUGGUUGCUGGCGCUGCUGCUGGCUCUGCCCUCAGCCUUCGUGGUGCGCGGGGGCGCCCCCUCGCCGCCGCCUGCCGAGCCCCCGUCUGCCCGCGCCUGGCCCGGGGAGCGUCGCUGCCAUGACAUCUUCGCGCUGCUGCCGCACUGGCACCUGAUGGUCUACGCGCUCUAUGAGGCCGUCGCGGGCUUCCUGGCGCCGGUCGCUGUCAUGGGCGUCGCUGGCAGCCGCCUGCUCUGUGCCUGGCGGCAGCGUCCGGCCCAAACCCCAUCUUCAGCAGCGCCUAGAUCCGCCAGUCCUGGCCGAACCCCCACGCCCAACGCUCUGCCCCGCGCCAAGGUCCAGAGCCUAAAGAUGAGCUUGGUGCUGACGCUGCUGUUCAUGGGGUGCGAGCUGCCCUACUUCGCCGCCUGGCUGGCGGCCACGUGGUCGUCUAGACCCGUGGGAGACUGGGAGGCCGAGGACCUAGCGGUGGCGCUGCGCCUUGUGGCGGUGGCCCACAGCGCUCUUGAUCCCUUCGUCUACCUGUUCUUUCAGGCGGGCGACUGCCAGCUCCGGCGGCGGCUGCGGAGGCGCCUGGCCGCAGUGUGCUGCCCGUGGGAGGGAACCGCGGAGGACGACGAGGGGGCCCUGGGCCACCAGGCACUCCACCGCCACCGCUGGCCUCACCCGCAUUAUCACCACGCUCGGCGGGAGCAGCCGGAGGAGGGCUACCUGCGCCCACCCCCUCCGCGGCCCCGGCCGCUGCCCUGUUCCUGCGAAAGCAUCUUCUAGGUGUUGGAUGAUCAGACAAGUCAUCUGUCCCUGCAGCACCGCCUCCACGGAACACCGAGGCUGGCCUGGGUCUGUCUAGAUCACAAGGGGCAAGCGAGUCUCCAAGAGCUUUACGCUGAAGCUGUCCUCGUCCUCCACGCCCCUAUUAUAUUUCUUUCUAAUGUUUUUAUUUUUUCUACACUCUUCCAGGUUUUCUCCUUUCUAGUUCCUCUCAUAUUUCCCCCAUUUGGAGAGUGAGCCAUUAGGAAGUUGUAAAAGCAAAGUUACAGAAUUAUCUCUGCAGUUCUUUUUCACUCCCAAAGUGUUCUGGAUAAGAUCAUUUGUUUUAGCUAAAUUGGCAAGCUUUCAUUAUUUGCUUUGUUAUCAUCUGUUUUUACUUAUUUCGGAUCGUGUUUAAGUCAAGGAUACCUUUGGGAACCAGAGAAUUUGCCUUUCAGAGAGGACUAUCCUCACACUGCUCUCCCUGAGGAGCCUAGAAAUCGUACCAGUGAUACUGUCAGAAAUGUAAUCUUGCUGUCACUUCAGAGCCACAUAGUGUUUGUAAAAUAAAAACAUUUCCUACAGAGCAA
Sus scrofa (pig) is the source of this 4229-nucleotide messenger RNA. RefSeq names its product G protein-coupled receptor 150 (gene GPR150). Gene Ontology annotation, cellular component: plasma membrane. The record is from RefSeq and is a predicted model, not a curated record. Gene Ontology annotation, molecular function: G protein-coupled receptor activity; peptide binding. NCBI's taxonomy places the organism in Eukaryota, Metazoa, Chordata, Mammalia, Artiodactyla, Suidae. Gene Ontology annotation, biological process: cellular response to hormone stimulus; G protein-coupled receptor signaling pathway.